CGUGUACUCCUGCAGACUCUGCUAGUAGUUUUGGGGACCUGGAAAGUCUGAAAGUAAACCUUACCAGUGAAAACAGAGAUAAAAAGGACAUUGAGUAUCUCAGGCUUUUCCAUGACCUUUGUGACAAGGUCUCCAAUUACUCUCCAGCUGCUCUUGAGGGGUUAUGCUCAGCAUCAGUCAUCUAUCAUUAUCCCGGUGGUACUGGAGGUAAAGUUGGAUCUCGCAGGGCGCAAGGAGGUUCUCUUUCUGCUGAAGCAGGCAACAGGCACAGACCAGGCGCGCUGACUUCCAACGGUAUAAACGCAGAUACCAGUGCUGAGAUAGGACGUGCCAAGAAUUGCCUUAGUCCUGAAGAUAUCAUAGAGAAAUACAAAGAAGCCAUUUCCUACUACGGCAAGUACAAGAAUGCUGGUGUGAUUGAACUGGAAGCCUGUGUGAAGGCAGUGAGAGUCCUUGCAAUACAGAAAAGGAGCAUGGAAGCCUCUGAGUUUCUUCAGAAUGCAGUUUAUAUCAACCUUCGUCAGCUUUCAGAAGAAGAAAAAAUCCAGCGUUACAGCAUUCUUUCUGAGCUGUACGAACGUAUUGGGUUUCACCGCAAGUCUGCUUUUUUCAAGCGUAUCGCAGCGAUGCAGUGCGCUGCACCCAGCAUCCCAGAGCCUGGGUGGAGGGCCUGCUAUAAACUGCUUUUGGAAACUCUCCCUGGCUACAGCUUAUCCUUGGAUCCUAAAGAUUUUAGCAAAGGAACUCAUAGAGGAUGGGCUGCAGUACAGAUGCGUUUGCUUCACGAGCUAGUAUACGCUUCCAGAAGAAUGGGCAAUCCUGCUCUGUGCGUCAGGCAUCUGUCUUUCCUUCUCCAGACCAUGCUGGAUUUUCUUUCCGAUCAAG
This is a messenger RNA of Tauraco erythrolophus (red-crested turaco), 885 nucleotides long. Lineage: Eukaryota; Metazoa; Chordata; Aves; Musophagiformes; Musophagidae. The record is from RefSeq and is a predicted model, not a curated record.